Molecule: messenger RNA, 1604 nt
Organism: Asterias rubens (European starfish)
Lineage: Eukaryota; Metazoa; Echinodermata; Asteroidea; Forcipulatida; Asteriidae
Product: retinol dehydrogenase 12-like
Exons: 4
Coding region: 597-1604 (335 amino acids)
Source: RefSeq, a predicted model, not a curated record
UCACAGGUUUGUUAUUUUAUGCAUAGUUGAGAUACACCAAGUGAGAAAACUUGUCUUUGACAAUAAUUACUAAAGUUGGCAAGUGCCCUUAAAGUACAAAGAACACGACAAUGAACUAUGUCCCUCAAGUGUGUACUGUUAAUGAGGUCAAAAGCCAGCUUUUAAAUGGCUUUAAAGACACUGGACACUAUUGGUAAUAAUCAAAGACCAGUCUUCUCACUUGGUGCAUCUCAACUACCUUUAAUAUAAUAAUAAUAAUUUGAAUGCACAGACUCGAGUAGCAUGCUUGAUAGGUCUUGAUGGGUCCGAUAAUCCAGUUACGAUAACGAUGUGAUAUCGCAGGUCCAGGAAACAUGACAAGUGCGACGAGGUCGACUCUUUGAUAAGCUGCUGGGGGUAAUCAAUUAUUUGACCUUAUGAAAAAGCGUAUAAUGAACCAUGCAACCUCUUUUCGGUAAUGACUACAGAAUUAAUCUAAACGAUAGUUGGUUAUGCCAUCAACACUUCGACUGUACACGUCUUGUCUCCAUGCGUGACUCUUGUUACUUACUUCAUACUAAGCCUUCCUUCCUACAGUUAAGUUUUUGCGAGCCAUUAUGGAUUUUCUAGCUGGUAUGAUAUUGAAAGGCAUAGUUGCCAUCGCAUGCAUUGUGGUUGGCGUACUGUAUGGACAUUGGUACAAGAGACACCUCGCCAAUCGUAGGUAUUGCACAAGCGAUCCGGUUCUUAAAGGGAAGACAGUAUUAAUCACAGGGUCCGACUCCGGUAUCGGUCGGGUGACGGCAUUGGAUUUGGCCCAGCGAGGAGCUCGGGUCAUCCUCGCCUGUCUCAAUCUACAGAAGGCCGAAGACGUAGCGAAGGACAUCAAGAGUAGUACGGGUAACUCGGAUGUUGUGGUCCGUCAUCUCGAUCUGUCCAGCUUGCAGUCGGUCAGAGAGUUCGCCCAACAGAUCAUUGAAACUGAAGACAGGCUAGAUAUACUAAUAAAUAAUGCAGGUGUUGCCUAUGUCCCUCCCGGGACCGUCACACGGGAUAACUUUGACUACGUCUUCGGCACCAACCACUUCGGUCACUUCCUCCUCACAAACCUUCUCCUUGAUCUACUUAAAAAGAGCGCCCUCAAACGAGUCAUCGUGGUGUCGUCCUGUUUCCACACAGUAUCGCCAAAGCCGAAUAUGACUCGGGAAGACUCGGCCGUUGGAAAUUUCCUGUAUCCGCACUUGCGGGAAUACGCGAUAAGUAAGCUUGCGAACACACUCUUCGCCCGGGAGUUGGCAAGGCGAGAGGCAUCUAGCGGGUUUGUUUCUGUCUCCCUUCACCCCGGGGUUAUUUUAUCACCGCUAUGGAAAAGCAGCUUUUCAAGUGGGUCAAUAUCAAGAAUGGUGUACUAUGCCCUGUUUCCGUUCAUGCGGGCUCUGCUCAUCGACGAGACGGCUGGAGCGCAGACUACGCUCCAUUGCGCUCUGGAUGAAUCGGUGGCCAAACUCUCUGGGAAGUACUUUGAUAACUGCGCGGAGUAUGAACCGUCGCCAUUCGCUCAAGACGACGAGCUCGCUAAGGAGUUAUGGACAGUCAGUUGUGAAGCUACUGGUCUCAAAUAUUGA